Messenger RNA from Cladocopium goreaui, 3900 nucleotides. The record is from the annotation of a GenBank genome assembly. NCBI's taxonomy places the organism in Eukaryota, Dinophyceae, Suessiales, Symbiodiniaceae.
AUGACACAACAUCAUGUCCAUGGUCCGGAUCCUAGCUUGAUCGGCAACUUGGCGGCAUCAGCUGCGACGUCAGCAGUGAGGGCAGAGGCCACGGAGGCCGUAGCGCAAGCCAGAGAGGUGGCACAUGCCGUGGCGUCAGAUCUUAGAGUGUCUCAAGCAAGGGAGUCCUUUAUGGACUUGGAGCUUAGAAAUUUGAGAGCUCAAGUUGAAGCACUGCGGCACGAGAACACUGAGUUGAGAAGCUCAAGAAAUGCUGCUCUGGCUGCAGCGCCCGAUUCCGCAAGCGGUCAAAACCCCAAUAAUGGCUCGGAGUUGGAACAAAGGGUUCGAGAGAUGGAGUUGCAUAUUGUUUCGGGUAUCACCCCCAGGAUUGAUUAUUUGGAGCAAGUCGCUAUGAUGAUGGGGAACAUUGAAUCCAGCAUUAGCCAAAGGAUUACUCCUCAUUUGCAGAGCUUGGAAACCAGACUCUUACAAGUUCAACAGCAGUUGGAUCACCAUCAGACAUUCAUCCAAGAGUUGUGGGCAGGACAGCCGCAAGGGUCCGCGCAACCCAGGUUGCCGGUACCAGCUGCACCGGGAAACCCCUCUCAAACAGACAAUGUCAUGUCCCCAACUCAGUGUCAUACCCCAAUUCAUUUUAGGAUUGACACCCAAGAUGAUGGUAGUGAUAAUGAUCAGGAGGGUCAAUGGGAAAUGCCAGACGCUAUGAAUGAUUUGGAACGGAGGGCUUUAAGGACUAAAGACCUCCACCACCUCAAGCUACCCAACCUCCCAGAGACGGCUGCCCAAUAUCGAACUUGGCGAAACUCAGUCCGAACUGCAAUUGUUGCAUUUGACCAAAGCUUUGAAGGGUAUCUUGGCCCAUGGCUGUCAGAAGCCUUCACUGCGAGGGGGAAGGAUUCACUGAAAUUGGCGCAGGAUAGUGGGUCGUUUCCUCGAUUUGAUCGCAUCAUUGCAAGUAUUUUGUGUCGUCAGGAAACUUUAAAGACCAGCUUUGGCUUGAAAGUCCAGGCUUAUGUCGAGAAAUGUGAAGCCUCGGGGGAGAACAUCCGGGGCCGAUACAUCUUGAACCUGAUUGCCUCGGAGUACGAUACUAAUCAUGCAACCUCCUCUAUUACCACCAGUAUCGAGUUAUUUCAACUGCCCGCACCGCAUGAUACGUUUGCUGGACUUAAACUGUGGCAUGACAAGGUGACGUACAUUUUAUCACAGUUGUCCACAUCUCAACAACCGCCAGAUGACAUGUUGUCUCAAUGGGCGUAUGGGUCGUUGAAGAAACACAGCCUCAUGCGGCGAGUCAUUGAUCGGUACUUGGAAGUUCCAGCUUUUCGUACGUUUGAGUACUUGUGGGAAGGGGUUGAAUUGGCACUCAAAGAGUCCCAGUAUGACACAAAUGCGCAGAGUAUUCGUGAUGAUUUGCGUAAAGGUCCUACCACUUCACCCAAGAAACCGGACACCAAGGCAAUGCCAGCUAAUCCCAAAGGGAAAGGCACUGGUACCAAAGGUGCAACCAAAGGCGACAAGAAUCCCAAAGGGGAUCCUAAGAACUCUAAGGAAUCCAAAGGCAAAGCCAACAAAGCCGAAGGCCCUAAACCCAAAGCGGGAUCACAAGGGAAGACCUCCAAAGAAGGGACUCCUCCACCUUGCAUUUUCUUUGCGCGCGGAAAGUGCACCAGGACUAAUUGUCCAUUUGCCCAUACCAAUGCCCCAGCUCUGACAUCUACUACUGAGGGAUCAGCAGCAGCGCCAAAGGCGCAACCUAAGGCCAAGGCUAUUGCAGCCGCAGUGGCACUUUUGGCAGGGGCAGAUGCAGCUGCAGCUUCAUCCAUGGUUUCGGGUAAUCAAGGAUUCAUUGAGUUCAUUGGGGAUACGGGGGCUGGGGAAUGUCUUGGCUCUCCUGAAGCUCUUGCUCGUCAAGGUAUUGUUUUGGAUUCCCAGUUUUUUACUGACACCAUCCAUCCUUUGACUUUCAGCACAGGUGGAGGUACCCAGAAAGGACGACAAACUCUUGGAUUUUGGAAUGCGGAAUUCAACCGGAAUGGCAGCUUCCGCAUCUUCGGGGGGGGGAUUCGAGCCUUAGAUGACCCCAAACCUGAUGUGCCAUUGGAAGCCGAAGACCCCGAAGAAGCAUGGGCUGAUGAAAGCAUUCCACUCAACCCAGUCAACCACUUGAUGACUCACCUGCCUAAAGAUAGGACUCUGACGGGAAUGACCGCAUCGGUGUUGCUCCAAGCAGGGUUGAGUCAUGAAUAUUGGCCGCUGGCCCAUAAAUACCUUGAAUGGUCAUAUAGCAUCACUGCUAUUGCGAACAAAGAGAGUACCAAAACAUGCUUUGAAAAAGUCCAUGGAUAUGCAUUUGAAGGAUUCAAGGUUCCGUUUGGGGCUCUGGUUUGGAUCAAAUCUGAAGAUCAGAUGUCCUUUGAACCCAAAGGGGAAGGGGCUUUGUUCCUUGGGGCUGAAAUCACGGAUGGAAUGAAAUUCAAAGGUCUGUAUCUUACUUGGCCACUUCAAAACUUUCUGGAAAAGAGUUUCAAACAAAAGGUGGUCAGAACCUUAGCUGUGCCUCCAGGUCCUUGGCGGUUUCCAGCCAAAAUAGGCAAACCAAUUGAAAUCGAACAACCGGUUCAGCCAGGGUAUCUUGGGGAUAGCAAGGAUUCCAAUGUAGAACAAGAUAUUGACUGGUUCAUUGCUGAAGUAGAAGGUCUUGGGGAAGAAAUGAACAAGGCUUUUGGAGUAGACUCUGUCUACCCAGCGCCCGGCGCGGGGGAUGGGGGGGCUUCAAAGGCCAAAGCGAGUGAAACCCUUGCUCCUGAUUCGAAGAGUAAGGAAUCUUCCUCCAAGCCCCGCAGCAGAGCAAUCACCAAACUCAGGGUUGCAGUCCAUGGUCCAACCAAGGGCUGUCAGGCCUGCAAAGAAGGCUUGUACUCCCACACCAAGGAGUGCCGUGAAAGAUUCAAUGCUCUUCUUGACGAACAGGAACCCAAAAUAGUGGGUCACGGUGCUAAGGAUCUGACUGAGGCACCUAUUGACGGCGAAACCGAACCUUUGGUUGGGGGGGUGGAGCCAGCAGAACAAGUUGAAGUUUUGGAGGAUGACCACGAAGACUCAAAUGAUGUAGCCGGUCUCAUCAACAUUGCUCAUGGAUCACAGAUUUCCCGGGAAUCACAAGAAUUGGAAAAAGGAAAAGAGGUAGUAGCUGCCAUCUUGAUUGACGCGGCUGAAGAAGUUUUAGCACAUGAGGAGAAAGGGCUGUGGAUGGCCCAGCUUGUUUUGGCGUUGGUUCAUAAGAAAGCUGAGCGGGCGGCUGCUCAAGACUUGAAGCACAUCUGCGCCCAAUUCAAGUGCUGCCGUGGUUGUGUUGGCCUGUGGCACCUCGGAAACCGCGGGCAAUCGUCGAGGAAUGGAAGAUCUCAGCAGAACAUUAGGCAGAAGUUCGCCUUCGCGCCGUACAAUCUCUCGUGGGCCUUGUUCAUUUGGAUCUUGCUGAGCCUUUCCAUGAUCAGUGGUGUCUUUCCGCUGGCCGUCCUAGGGCAAAUCCUGAUGAGUUGCACGUACUGCCUGACCAGCAAGUUUUCUUCCGAGCUUAUCUUCUUCUACAGUCGAGGUGAUCUGAAAGCUUUCAUGAAGCUGCAAGUGUACGUGAAGAGUUCAGAGGCCCUGGCAGCGGCCUUCGCCAAUUUUUUUGGGCUCUUUCUGUUGGAGGCUGUGAAUCCUUGGGUACCCUAUUUGGUAUGCAGCUGCAUGUCCUUUGUGGUCUUCGUCAUCUAUACGAACAUCUUUUGCGGACGACUUAGCUGCCGCGACAUCGUCGUGGCCGAAGAGAAACGACUGAACGCAGGAAUUUGACGUUGCUGGGGUCAUUGAGGUCACCCCUAGGGAUGGUCACCCAAGAAUCAGUGG